This is a messenger RNA of Cyprinodon variegatus (sheepshead minnow), 2618 nucleotides long. RefSeq names its product LIM and senescent cell antigen-like-containing domain protein 1. Gene Ontology annotation, biological process: cell-cell junction organization; positive regulation of substrate adhesion-dependent cell spreading; cell-cell adhesion. The transcript has 11 exons. Gene Ontology annotation, cellular component: cytoplasm; focal adhesion; cell-cell junction. The record is from RefSeq and is a predicted model, not a curated record. Lineage: Eukaryota; Metazoa; Chordata; Actinopteri; Cyprinodontiformes; Cyprinodontidae. Bases 207 to 1430 code for a protein of 407 amino acids.
AAGAAAGAGAGAGCGAAGGAGGGAGGGAGGGAGAGAUUUCCCAGCACAGUUUGAUCUGCGUCUCUUUCUCCCUCCUGCUAUGUGAGAAGCAGCUCCAACACUUAAAACAAUCACAGAGGAUUUUAACUGGAGCACAGGAAGAGCUGACAGCAGUCGCUCAGAUCUCAGAGUCCCCGGGGUUGUCUCCUGGAAUAAGUCGGCCGGAGAUGAACGUGGAAAUGAACGGUCGCGCCCUGCCACCUUCAAUACCUGAGGAUGGCGAAGCCCUGGACCACAUCCACCACAGAGAGAUGAACGGAUACCACCAGAGGCUUCAGGCUGGGGACGGGGGAGAGGCUGAAGUCCCGGUGUCCAAGUCUCAGAGGCGGAAAAGCGACGUCAAAGUCUAUAAAGAAUUUUGUGACUUUUAUGCUCGCUUCAACAUGGCCAACGCCCUGGCCAACGCCAUGUGUGAGCGCUGCAAGAGCCGCUUCGCCCCGGCGGAAAAGAUAGUCAACAGCAACGGGGAGCUUUACCAUGAGCAGUGCUUCGUCUGUGCGCAGUGUUUCCAGCAGUUCCCAGAGGGGCUCUUCUAUGAGUUUGAAGGCAGGAAGUACUGCGAACAUGACUUCCAGAUGCUGUUCGCUCCCUGCUGCCAUCAGUGUGGUGAGUUCAUCAUUGGCCGCGUGAUCAAGGCGAUGAACAACAGCUGGCACCCUGAGUGUUUCUGCUGUGUCCUCUGCCAGGCUGUACUCGCAGAUGUUGGAUUUGUUAAAAAUGCUGGACGGCACUUGUGUCGUCCCUGUCACAACAAGGAGAAAGCCCGCGGACUGGGAAAAUACGUCUGUCAGAAGUGUCAUGCCAUCAUCGAAGACCAGCCGCUUCUGUUCAAGAACGAUCCCUAUCAUCCGGAUCACUUCAACUGUAACAACUGCGGUAAGGAGCUGACAGCUGAUGCCAGGGAGCUGAAAGGGGAGCUCUACUGUUUACCCUGCCAUGACAAGAUGGGGGUCCCAAUCUGCGGUGCCUGCAGGAGACCCAUCGAGGGCCGUGUGGUCAAUGCCAUGGGAAAACAGUGGCACGUUGAGCACCAUGUGUGUACUGUAUGUGAGCGGCCGUUUCAGGGCCACCCAUAUUACGAACGAGGCGGCCGUGCCUAUUGUGAGAGGCACUUUGACAUGCUGUUUGGAGAUGUUUGCUACCACUGCAAUCGUGUUAUCGAAGGCGAUGUUGUUUCCGCCCUCAAUAAGGCCUGGUGCGUCAACUGCUUUGCCUGCUCCACCUGCAACACCAAGCUCACCCUCAAGGAUAAAUUUGUGGAGGUGGAUCUGAAGCCUGUGUGCAAACGCUGCUUUGAAAGGCUUCCGGAUGACAUGAGACGUCAGCUGGCCAAGCGUGAACGUGACUCUAAAGACAAGAAGAGGAAACUGUUGAUACCCAUGUGUCUCUGAUUCCUUUUUCUUUUUCCCACUUUGGAACAAGUUUGUUGAGUUCGACAUGAAGCCGGUGUGUAAGAAGUGCUACGAGAAGUUCCCCUUGGAGCUCAAGAAGAGGCUGAAGAAGCUGUCUGAAGCUGCUGCACGGAAGUGAACAGAGUCAAGCAGCAGGGGGAAGAGAAACCCUGAGGUGGCCAGGAUUGAGUCCACACCAGAGUCCUCACUGGUAGCCCCACACUCACAGUGUGCUGGCCCUUGAUUUCAUACUUUAGCUUUGCUAUUUAAGUGCUUUUUUGCAUCAAUUUUACAUUAUAUUUUAUUUCAUAUUUUUGCUUGUUUUCACUUUUUUCAUUUUUAAUAUUCAUUCUAUAUUUAAUAUGCUGUAAGAGAUGUGGAAAUAUAAGUGAAACGCUGUGCUGACAGCUUGUUUUCUGUGUUAUCUGAUGCCAAAAGUGACUCCUUUUAGAAUAGUAAUACUAAUGGCUAUUGAAAACAAUCCAAAAAUGUAUUUUUGCCUACAUGUCCUACAGAGGUCUAAUGAUGGAGGCUUUUCUUAUGCUUGUUGUGGCACUAGCAGUUUUUACUGCAAGUGUUCAGACAAGAAAUGGCUAAGGAGAGAGAAGAAGGGAAGACAUGCCUUAAAAGAUCCCACAAGCUGAUGCCAAACACAGGAAGGCCGCUCAGAAGGCCUCCAUAUAAGGGGUCUAUCUCUCCACCACAUGACGCCCCUCCUCAUCCCAGACUGUUAAUCAUUUCAGGUCUAAAUAAAUAUGUACUUAGUUUAACAAAGUAAAAUCCACAUUUCAUUAGAAUUUCAUGCACAAAUUAGCAAAACUGUAAAACCAGCAUAAAGAAUUAUCACAGUAUUUAUCAUCUAAUUUCAGAUAGAAUGCAAUAUAAAUAUAAGCAGGUGUCAUCUGAGAUUAAUCAGCAGCUUUUAAAUGUAUGUUCUCAAUCACAUAAUGGUUGUUAUUAUAGGAUAGACUAGCAAUUGCUUAAAUUUUAAUAAAUAAAUAUUGAAAUCAUAUUUAUUUUUUUUCUACUCAAUAGUGCUUAAUAUUAAGAGUGAUUAUUAGAAGCGAUGCAUGAUGAACAUUCAUUAUGCCUGAUGAAAAUAACAUAUAAGUAAAACAGGCAUUACUUUUUUUUUAUUCAUUCUUAUUUAGUUGAUACAUAAUUAAAAUAGAAACUUUUUUUUGCAGU